Molecule: messenger RNA, 773 nt
Organism: Acanthoscelides obtectus
Lineage: Eukaryota; Metazoa; Arthropoda; Insecta; Coleoptera; Chrysomelidae
Source: the annotation of a GenBank genome assembly
UCGGUCAAAUUUUAGUUUUGCGACGUUUUCAGUCAUGGAAGAAGCACUUCUUUGGUCGUUCUAUGGUAUUUGCAUUGCGAUAAAAGGCAGAAAUAAACGAAAAAAUCGAAAAUUAAGAUGGUCGAGGGAAUGGUUAUUAAAAAGACAGGAAUUUUCUCAUGUCAGAUUAUUACGUGAACUUGAACCAGAUGAUUGGCGUAAUUACCUGAGGAUGGACACUGAAACAUUCAACCAUUUGUUAAAAUCUGUUACUCCUUACAUUGAAAGGCAAAAUACCUGUAUGAGAAAAGCCAUUUCAGCUCAUGAGAGACUUAGUGCCACGUUAAGAUUUCUUGCCACAGGAAGAAGCUACAAAGACUUGGAAUUCACCACCAUCAUGUCCAAGCAAUCACUGAGUGAAAUUAUACCGGAAACUUGUGACGUUAUUUACAGGGUUUUAAAAAAAGACUUCCUGAAGUUUCCAAAAAGCGAACAGGAGUGGUUACAAAUAGCAGCCGACUUUAAAAAAAAUGGCAAUUUCCGCAUUGUUUGGGUAGUAUUGAUGGCAAGCAUAUCAGAAUUGUUCCUCCCAAGGGAAGAGGAUCAUAUUACUUUAACUACAAAAAGACGCAUAGCAUAGUUCUUAAGGCAAUUGCUAAUGCGAACUGUGAGUUUAUCUACUGCGAUGUUGGCACAAAUGGUAGAAUCUCUGAUGGUGGAGUAAUUGCUAAUACCACAUUUUAUGAAAAACUAGCCAAUAAUGAUCUAAAACUUCCUAAUCCGGAAUCUAUGCC